UAAGCCGCUGCGAGCCUUUGUUCGAACGCUGAAUUUCUCAGCAGCCGAGAGUCCGAUACAGCCCACGAGCGAUCGAUCGAGCGAGCGAGCGAGCGAGCGAGGAAGCGCAGGCAGGAGGAGGAGGAGCUCAAUACGAGGACAGGCUUGCAGCAUUCUAUCCCACCGCGCAUAAUGCGAUGCGAUGCAGGUUAGGUUUCGGGUCGGAGUGCGCGAGUCGGAGAUGAUCCGCGGUGUGUGGGAGAAAUGCUGAGAGGUGCAUUUCGACGGGGAAUUGAGGAGUUUAUGGCUUCCACCUUGAGGGGAGGAUGAAGUUGUGCGUGCGUGUCCGUGGGUCCGAGGUUUCAAAUGGUGGGUUAGUCUUGGGUGUCGUCGGAGCUGUGUUUCAUCGCGAGCGCGUCGAAUCGAGUUUGCAGCUGUCGUUCCUGUGAGCUCUUGUGCGGGAGCAUCUUGUCACAGAUGGUGUUAGGUUUGGUAUGAAGCACGUCCUUCACUAUGGCACCUCCAACUCCAUCUGCCUCCGUGUCCGUCAGUGAAGAGUACAGGAUACUGGUCGAUAAGUCCUACAGUAAGUUUUCACGAUUGCGAGAGUUUCCUCCGUUUGGCCGAAACAAAUGGGACACCUACUACCAUAAGGCAUUUCAGGUGUAUUCGAAACUUUGGAAGUUUCAACAGGAAAAUCGGCAGAAGUUAGUCGAAACAGGUUUGAAGCGAUGGGAGAUUGGGGAAAUUGCGUCUCGAAUUGGGCAGCUGUACUACAACUAUUACCUGCGAACCAGCGACUCCAAAUUCUUAUCUGAAUCGUACAUUUUCUACGAGGCGAUCAUGAGUCGCGAAUACUUCAAAGACACUGGGAAAGAUACUACGCUGGCUAACAAGCAGCUCAGGUUCUAUGCGCGCUUCAUCGUCAUUUGUUUACUGCUGAAUCGGAGGGAGAUGGUUCACCACUUGGUCCGUCAGUUCCGAGUCCUCGUCGACGAUUAUUGCCAUUCCUUUCAGGGUAAUGAUUCCAAGGAGUGGAAGCUGGUUGUGCAAGAAAUCAUGCGAUUUAUGAAGGCAGACGCUCCAUGUGACACCAGCAGACCCUUGCGAUAUAGUGUCCUACUCGAUCCUGCAAUUCUUCCCGAGGUCUCAAGCGCGGAGUCUGGGAAAAGUUUACGAUUACAGGACGCAAUUCUCGCAAGCUAUUAUCACAACGAGGUGAAGUUCAGCGAGCUUACCCUGGACACUUUCAGAAUGCUCCAGUCUCUGGAGUGGGAGCCUAGUGGUACGUUGUACAGGACGAAGACUGUCGACACUGGCAGUGCGUCUGGUAACGGACCAACUUCGUUGAACAAAGGCAGUCUUCAGCUGCAAAUACCUGAUCCAAGUUUGCCUCCCAAUCCCCACAAGUAUAUCUUGUACCGGCCAACGGUUCCUCAGUUACUCCUGGCAUUGGCCACGGCAUGCGAAGAGCUCUCCUCCGACUCCAUCCUCCUGCUCUACAUAUCUGCGUCAGGAAAGCCCCCUCGCAGUUCCCACACAGGUAAUGCUGGUGCUUCAGGAUCGGAUUCGCACUUAGAUUCACCAACUGAAGCGCCGAAGACUUCAGGUUCUCAUGAUUCGUGUAUUGAGCCUGCGCAAGAACAAAAUGGAGUUCUGCCUGGUUCUCACAUCAGCAGCCCUCGAAGUACUGGAGAUGUUGUACCGGGUAUCAACUCUGGUGGACUGUGGUUGGGUGGGAAGCGAAGUGCAGGUAUCAAUUUUCUGUAUCCGAGUGACCUUCUUCCGUUCACGAGGCGUCCUCUGGUUAUUGUGAUCGACAGCGACAACAGUCCUGCCUUCGAGGUUAUUAGUGGCCAGGAAAGGGGAGAAUCGGCAGCCCUGUUGCUUUCACCGACCCUUCAACCAGUCGAUGACAGAGGAUCAACAGCCACUUCGUCUUCAGCCAACGGCGGAAAUUUGUUCUCAUUUUUUCUGACAGCACCUUUAUUGGCUUUCUGCCGAGUCAUCGGUGUAAACUCAUCAACAUUACCGCCGGGUGUUUAUGAGCAAUUGGAGAAGCUCGUCUCACAGCUAUCAUCUCAAUGGGGAGAUCACCUCGCGUCAUCAUCGACAAUACACUUUACCUGGUCACGCAUCCUGAAUGACUCCUUUCUCCGACAACUAAUUUUCAGGUUUGCCUUUUGUCGAAGUACUUUCUGCCUCCACACACUCUUUCGCAACAAGCAGGAGUACAUACCACGCUGCCUUCCAGUCCUGCCAGAAGAGGCAUCACCAACUUCAAAGAUUCUGGAGACAGGAAUCUUUAAGUUAGCCACGAGGCUUGGUGUGAUAGAUCAAUUUGUGUUUACAGGACCUAACGCCCACACCAACGGGGCUGUGAAAGUUAAGGCGCAGUCUCCUCCCUUGAGCGCUAGAAGUCAAGCGACCAGUACCGGAGGUGACAUUUCAGACGGGAGCUGGUCCGAUUCUUCCGAAGUAGUCGGAGGAACGAAAACUGGUUCUGUUAUCGAAGGUAGGUAGGUAGUGAAGGUAGUUUACAAUGCCAUGAAUGCCAGGCGCACGGUUGUGAUAUUGUACCCUUAGAUUUGUUCUACCGGAGUCAGCUUUGAGAUCGGUGAGCAGGACACACUCAUCUCCUUAGUUGUGCAUCUUAGUUGGCCUGAGAUUGGAAUCAAUGUCUUGGAUGGAGGUCGCUCAUAAUCUUGGUACUCUACCGAAUCAUUCUACAAGUGGCAAAGAAAGGGGUCAUCAAGCUUAACACAUCAGGUAUACUCAUCGAUUGGCCCCCGCGAAUCUUAAGCAGUUGAUCCAGCUGCUACAUCCUUACCUCAUUUUUGUAAGAAUGUAACAUGUGCAACUUUUAUUUAAAACUGUAACUCUGAAGUUGCAACCUUCGGCUUAAGUUUGUAAACCCAUAGCGUACUGCGUGGAUUCGAUGAUCGUGUGUCUAGUCCCACUUCUGAGUUCCUAUUACCCAGAGAUAAGAGGAACUUGCUUGAAUUUACACCGUACAGCACUUACGUAGUGUACAUCUUUAUCCACGUCAGGUGGAAAUUAACUGGAAAGAGUAGUCUCUGUCCAUUUCUCAACAUAUGCUGUCAUCUACUGGCUUACGCACAAUACAU
Marchantia polymorpha subsp. ruderalis is the source of this 3107-nucleotide messenger RNA. NCBI's taxonomy places the organism in Eukaryota, Viridiplantae, Streptophyta, Marchantiopsida, Marchantiales, Marchantiaceae. The record is from the annotation of a GenBank genome assembly.